Medioppia subpectinata is the source of this 3211-nucleotide messenger RNA. The record is from the annotation of a GenBank genome assembly. Lineage: Eukaryota; Metazoa; Arthropoda; Arachnida; Sarcoptiformes; Oppiidae.
AUGGAUGCGUUGAAUAGUUUCUGUCCGACGGACUCGAAACUGGCCACGUGUUCAGACGACGGCACGAUUAGGAUCUGGGACUUUAUGCGCUGUCAAGAGGAACGAAUACUUCGAGGACACGGCGCCGAUGUUAAAGGCGUUGAUUGGCAUCCAUACAAGUCAUUGAUCGCUUCCGGCAGUAAAGAUAGUCAACAACCCGUCAAACUCUGGGACCCGAAAUCUGGUCAAAGUCUGGCCACUCUUCACGCUCACAAAAACACGGUUACGGACAUCAAAUGGAACCAAAACGGCAAUUGGCUCUUGACUUCUUCGAGAGACCAUUUGAUCAAAAUAUUUGACAUCAGAAAUAUGUCGACAGAAAUGCAGACAUUUAGAGGCCAUAAAAAGGAAGCGAGUUGUCUGUCGUGGCAUCCAAUUCACGAAAGUCUAUUUGCCAGCGGAGGAUCUGACGGAUCGAUUCUGUUUUGGUUAGUCGGAACCGAAAAAGAAGUCGGAGGUAUGGAUAGCGCGCACGACUCGAUUGUCUGGUCUCUAAAUUGGCACCCAUUAGGACACAUACUGACCUCAGGAUCUAAUGAUCACACGUGCAAAUUCUGGUCGCGAAACCGUCCCGGAGAUCGAAUGCGGGAUAAAUAUAAUCUGAAUCUUUUGCCGAAAGGCUCGGAAGAAGCAGAAUAUGACGACGUCGUGACCGCGCCGUCCAUUCCUGGUAUGGGUUUUGGAGAUAAUGAAUACGAAGAGGAAGACGAGGCGCCCAACGGUUCUGCGAUUCCGGGUCUGGGAUUGAGUGACGAGAAUAAGGAACAGCACCGGAAGGUUCCGUACGCUAAACCCAUUCCCAAACAAUUUCAACAGCAAUGGAACGGAGAUUCAAAGUCUGGUCUAAACACUGCUAACCAUAACAAUAAUACUAAUCAACCGAAAGAGUUAUCCAAUCCUGAGUCCCAAACGCCUCCCAAUAUGAUGGGCGGACCGCAUAAUAUGGUCCGAAACUUUACAAACCAAAUGCCGCCGCGUUUUCCGCCCCCGUCUGGACCCAAUUCGCGGCCGUUUAUUCCGCCCCCAGGAAUGGCAUUACAGGGGUCGCACUCGAGCGCUCAGAACAUUCCUAACUUUAUGCCUAUGGGCUCUCGAAUGCCUCCGCCACCGAUGCCCCCAAUGAUACCUCCGAGUGCUCACCAAAUAUCCGAUCAUAACAUACGUCAUGACAAUUACCAUAACAUUCAUAACCAAAAUCAUAGACAAAACAAUUCUAUCGACAGAUCUCUAUCUCCGCGACCGGCGCUAAAUCGAGACACCGAUGAGAGGUUCGCACUAAUGAACCAUUUUGACGAAGACUUAAGACAUUCUCACGACAGACCAUACGAUGAACAACAAUAUGAAGGCAACAGACAAUUCGACGACCGCUCUUUCGGUCACCGCCCAGACGUUCGCUUCAAUGAAAGGGCCGAUAGACGAGACUUCGAUGACAAACGACGCGACGAACCGAUGGAUCGCUGGCGUCGGGAAGAGAACGAAAUGCCUUUCAGACAUUCAGGCAAUGCGGACAAGGAUUUCAGGGGCAGGAAAAGGGGUUGGAAUAACGACACGCCGGCCAAUGAUCAGGAACACAACGACGAACAAAACCACUUUCAACAGACGGGGGAACGCAUGUGGAACAGGAUUUCGCCCAAUCCUACCAACGAUAGAGAUCGCGACCGAAUGCCUGAAGCAGACAUAGCUCUCAUUGGUUUGGCUGUCAUGGGACAGAACCUCAUCCUUAAUAUGGCUGACAAUGGAUUCACUGUGUGUGCAUACAAUCGGACGACUGAAAAAGUGGAUCAAUUCUUGCAAAAUGAGGCCAAAGGGAAGCGAGUGGUCGGCGCUCACAGUAUCAAAGAAAUGGUGGACAAACUGAAGAAACCGCGUCGAGUGAUACUUCUUGUGAAGGCCGGCUCUGCUGUCGACGACUUCAUUAAGCAAUUGAUUCCGCAUUUGGAAAAGGGAGACAUCAUUAUCGAUGGCGGAAACUCUGAAUACACGGACACUCAACGGCGCUGUAAAGAAUUGAAAGAGAAGGGACUUUUGUUCGUCGGCUCCGGUGUUAGCGGCGGUGAAGAGGGCGCCCGCUUUGGGCCGUCUAUAAUGCCUGGCGGACACCCCGAAGCUUGGCCUCAUAUUAAGCCAAUUUUCCAGAAGAUUGCGGCGAAAGCAGACGGCGAGCCGUGUUGUGAUUGGGUGGGAGAGGACGGCGCCGGCCAUUUCGUUAAGAUGGUUCACAACGGCAUCGAAUACGGAGACAUGCAAUUGAUAUGCGAGGCCUAUCACCUGUUGAAGGAUGUGCUCGGUUUGAAUCACGACGAGAUGGCGGACAUAUUCACCGAAUGGAAUAAAACAGAAUUGGAUUCAUUCCUCAUUGAAAUCACACGCGAUAUCUUGAAAUACAAGGACACCGAUGGGAAAGCAUUGGUCUCUAAGAUCUCAGACACUGCCGGACAGAAAGGGACGGGAAAAUGGACGGCCAUCUCUGCGCUGGAUUAUGGCGUUCCGGUCACACUAAUUGGCGAAUCAGUGUUCGCUCGAUGCCUGUCGUCGCUGAAGGCGGAGAGAGUGAGCGCCAGUAAAGUACUGAAAGGUCCACAAAUCAAGUUCACUGGCGAUCGGAAGCAAUUCAUCGACGAUAUAAAGUACGCUCUUUACGCCUCGAAGAUCAUCUCUUACGCCCAGGGAUUCAUGCUUUUGCGAGAAGCGGCCCAACAGUUCAAAUGGAACCUCAAUUACGGCGGCAUAGCGUUGAUGUGGAGGGGAGGCUGUAUUAUACGCUCCGUAUUUCUGGGCAACAUUAAGACCGCGUUCACCAAAAAUCCCAAACUCACUAACCUAUUGGUCGACGACUUUUUUCGCCAAGAGAUCAGCAAAAGCCAGGACUCGUGGAGACGCGUCGUGUCGAACGCUGUCCUCCUGGGAAUCCCGACGCCGUGUUUCAGUACAGCCCUCGCAUUCUUCGACGGUUAUCGUACGGCAACACUUCCGGCGAAUCUAAUCCAAGCGCAACGCGAUUACUUCGGCGCUCAUACUUACGAACUGUUAACAAAUCCGGGAAAAUGGAUUCAUACCAACUGGACUGGAAAGGGAGGCAACGUUUCCGCUUCCAGUUAUAACGCAUAAUAGUUUUAGCGCUUGUUUUUAAUCGUUAAUACAAUUAGCAAUAAUUUUUGUCAACGAAUUCAAA